AUGUCUUCUACCGCAGGCCGCUCAUCAGCGGAAUCAUCAAAGGCCUCCAAACCACGCUCAAAGGGUCCGACCACCCAGGUCAAGUUCGGAGAUCAGAAAGUCGAUGUACCCAAAGGCGGUUACAAUGACCGUUACCGCAUGAACCCAAACCUGGACGAGGUAGCCCGCGACCCUGCCGUCGGACCCGAAAUUGACUUCUUCCGGAAUAUCCCAAAGAAGCUGGUAGAUUCGAGGGUCGGUGAGGUAUACGCGCCCAACUUCUAUUAUCGCACUAAAAGUGUCCAACUCCUCUUCCUCGCGCCCCUCGGCCGCUUGCAGUCCAAGCUCCCAUCGCCUUUGGAGCCCAUCACGGCGUUCCCCGGUUACGGUCUGGUCGCGUUGACGUUUUACUCGUACCUCGUCUGCGACAACGAUCCUUACAAUGAGGUCUCGAUCGCCGUCAUCGUCCGUCAGCCGGGUGAAGUUAGUUACAGUAUGACCCAACUGCUCAGUUCCAUAUGGAACCGAACCUUCUACGGAUAUGUGUUGGCUCUACCCGUCGAUACCGAGAUCGCUCGAGUACGAGGUGUAUACGGAUACCAAUUGCCCAAAUGGCUCGCCAACAUCAAUUUGGAGAUGGACGAUGACAACAUCAAGGCCGACAUCACCGCGACCGAUGGAACACCCGAUUUGACGCUGGAGGUACCCCUUCCAGUUCUGAAGACCUUCCCGUCGGAAUCUUCGAUCGGGACCAACAACGCGAUCAACAAGAUCGACGGGAAAUGGCACAAGGUGGCAGUCCAGACGAACCCACUCCUCGCGGCACAAUGUCUUUUCCCUAGGAACGUCAACCUCUCUCGGGGCGACGGUCCAUUGAGUAAACUGCUGAACGAAUUGGGCGUUUGGACCAUCCUACGGAUGGAUGUCCUCAAGGAUGCGCAAAUGGUCUUGAACAUGCCCACACCGUUGAAGGCGUUCGAUUAA
Penicillium samsonianum is the source of this 963-nucleotide messenger RNA. RefSeq lists its product as uncharacterized. Gene Ontology annotation, molecular function: lyase activity. The transcript has 2 exons. Bases 1 to 963 code for a protein of 320 amino acids. Lineage: Eukaryota; Fungi; Ascomycota; Eurotiomycetes; Eurotiales; Aspergillaceae. The record is from RefSeq and is a predicted model, not a curated record.